AUGGUCCCCGCCGCCGGCGCGCUGCUCGGGGCCCUGCUGCUCAGCCUGGGGACCGUGGCGGUGGCGGGGGCCCAAGGCCUGGCUUCAACGGGGAAGCAGCCGACCAGGUUCCGCUCCAGGGGCCCGAUGACCCGCCACUACCGGCCCACCUCCCGGACCGGUGUUCCCCCGAAGAGAAGGGUAAUAAUGGAGGAUGAGGAUGACAUGGCGGCCACUGCCGACCGCCUGGCGGGCCCCGCCGUGGACGAGCUCUUGGCCUCUACGGUGUUCACGGACACGAACAGGUUGCGUUCCUGGGAGCAAGACCAGGAUGGGUCUUUGGAGGAGGGGGUUGUGAUUAACGCCCAAAAGAAUAACAGCGAGGCAGGGAUUGACAGCAUGCCUUCCAGCACCACGAGGAGGUUCACCUCCAGCCCCCGGCGCUGGUCUCGCAUCUCACCCUCAUCCAUGCCACCUCCCGAGGACCUGCGGCUGGUGCUGAUGCCCUGGGGCCCGUGGCACUGCCACUGCAAGUCGGGCACCAUGAGCAGGACCCGGGCCGGGAGGCUGCAGGGCCUUUCUGGGCGCCUUCGAGUUGGGGCACUGAGCCAGCUCCGCACAGAGCACCGGCCUUGCACCUACCAGCAAUGUCGCUGUGAUCGGCGUCUUGAGGAGUGCCCCCUGGACAUGGCCCUCUGGCAGGUCAGGGCUGGGCUGGAGGAUAUUUGGAACAGCCUCUCUUCAGUGUUCACCAAGAUGCAACCGGACUAG
Molecule: messenger RNA, 750 nt
Organism: Myotis davidii
Lineage: Eukaryota; Metazoa; Chordata; Mammalia; Chiroptera; Vespertilionidae
Product: chromosome unknown open reading frame, human C1orf56
Exons: 4
Coding region: 1-750 (249 amino acids)
Biological process (GO): regulation of cell population proliferation
Source: RefSeq, a predicted model, not a curated record